GUUUUCAUUUCCUCAUGAGAAGAAGAAGCACAGUAGAGAAGAAAGGCAGAGCCAGCACACUUAACCUUGGCUAACAUGGGGAACUGGGCUGUGAAUGAGGGACUCUCCAUCUUCGUCAUUCUGGUGUGGUUGGGGCUGAACGUCUUCCUCUUUGUCAAGUACUACAAGGUUUAUGAUGACGAGCCUAAAUAUAACUAUACUCGGAAACUCCUUGGGUCAGCACUGGCUCUGGCCCGGGCACCUGCAGCCUGCCUGAAUUUCAACUGCAUGCUGAUCCUGUUGCCAGUGUGUCGGAAUCUGCUCUCGUUCCUCAGGGGUUCCAGUGCGUGUUGCUCUACCAGAAUUCGAAGACAACUGGACAGGAACCUCACCUUCCAUAAGAUGGUAGCUUGGAUGAUAGCACUUCACACUGCCAUUCACACCAUUGCACAUCUGUUCAACGUGGAGUGGUGUGUGAAUGCCAGAAUGGGGAUUUCUGACCCAUAUUCGGUAGCACUCUCUGACAUUGGAGACAAUGACAAUGAAGAGUAUCUCAAUUUUGCCAGAGAAAAAAUCAAGAACCCUGAAGGGGGCCUGUAUGUGGCCGUGACUCGGUUGGCUGGCAUCACAGGAAUUGUCAUCACACUGUGUCUCAUACUGAUCAUCACAUCCUCUACCAAAACCAUUCGGAGGUCUUACUUUGAAGUGUUCUGGUAUACACACCAUCUCUUUGUGAUCUUCUUCAUUGGUCUUGCCAUCCAUGGAGCGGAACGAAUUGUACGUGGACAGACUUCGGAAAGUUUGGAAGAGCAUAAUUUAGAUUACUGUGCAGACAAAAUCAAAGAAUGGGGAAAAAUAAAGGAGUGCCCAGUACCAAAGUUCGCCGGAAACCCUCCCAUGACUUGGAAAUGGAUAGUGGGUCCCAUGUUCCUGUACCUCUGUGAGAGGUUGGUCCGGUUCUGGCGAUCUCAACAGAAGGUGGUCAUCACUAAGGUGGUCACUCACCCUUUCAAAACCAUCGAGCUUCAGAUGAAGAAGAAGGGAUUCAAGAUGGAGGUGGGACAGUACAUUUUUGUCAAGUGCCCCAAGGUAUCCAAGCUAGAGUGGCACCCAUUCACACUGACCUCUGCUCCUGAGGAAGACUUUUUUAGCAUCCAUAUCCGUAUUGUGGGAGACUGGACCGAGGGGCUAUUCAAUGCUUGUGGCUGUGAUAAGCAAGAGUUCCAAGAUGCCUGGAAACUACCUAAGAUAGCAGUUGAUGGGCCCUUUGGUACAGCCAGUGAAGAUGUGUUCAGCUAUGAGGUGGUGAUGUUGGUGGGAGCCGGGAUUGGAGUCACGCCCUUUGCCUCCAUUCUCAAGUCCGUCUGGUACAAAUAUUGUGAUAAUGCCACUAAUCUGAAACUCAAAAAGAUCUACUUCUACUGGCUGUGCAGGGACACCCAUGCCUUUGAGUGGUUUGCAGACUUGCUGCAGCUGCUGGAGACCCAGAUGCAGGAAAGGAACAAUGCCAACUUUCUCAGCUACAACAUCUAUCUUACUGGCUGGGAUGAAUCUCAGGCCAAUCACUUUGCUGUGCACCACGAUGAGGAGAAAGAUGUGAUCACAGGCCUAAAACAGAAGACUCUGUAUGGACGGCCCAACUGGGAUAAUGAGUUCAAGACCAUUGCAAAUGAACACCCUAACACCAGAAUAGGAGUUUUCCUGUGUGGCCCAGAAGCCUUGGCUAAAACUCUCAGUAAACAGAGCAUCUCCAACUCAGAGUCCGGCCCUCGUGGAGUCCACUUCAUUUUCAACAAGGAAAACUUCUAACUCAGCUCUUUCACCAGGAAACCAGUGUUUGCUGCCAAAUGCCCUGAUAUUGCCAGUUGAUUGUAGGAGAGGAGGAGGAAAGGAAACCAUAAUGACACGGGCCCCCUAAAAAGAAUUCCAAAGAUUAUUUGCGAGUCAUAGGUCAUAUUUACAUGGAGCUUCAUAGUUUCAGAGCACUUUUUAUAAACAUUGUUAUGUUGCAUUGUUUCAUAUUUCCCUCUUCCAUGCCAGAAGAGGGCAAGGCAAAAGCAUUUUCUGGGACUUUCUCUAGGAUAAACAAUAGAAGUUCAAAUGAGUUCAGCCCCUUCCUUCCGAUUAAGCAGCUGAAAUGAGAUCUAGGCCAGGAAACUCUGAAUGUAGUCACCUUUUCAUAUUUAAUAUCAGCUUGCCUCAAAAAUCGGUUUUUAUACUCUUCCCUCAACAAAAAAAAAUGCAAAUCAAAGAGUAGCUUAUCAUUCUUCAUUUGUGUUUCAUCUUUAACCUUAGCAUCAUAAUAAAGAAGACUUUUUUUUUUUUUUAUAGAGGAGAUAGUGAUGGUGACUUAAUACUUACUAAUGAUGGUAGGACACAGAAGUAUAUUCCAGUUUAACUAGCAUAACAGCAUAACUGGGUGAGAGAUUAUUCCUACUAAGAAAUAUUAGACUGUUUGGAGUUAAGGUAGCAUUUAUGAUGCUGUUUGACAGAAUGACUGUUCAAGAUCAGUUUAUUGAAUGGAUGAAUAAAUGAAUGAUGCAAACAUUCAGAACUAUGUCAGAAUGGAAUGCAUGGCCAGAGACAAAAUUACCCUUCUGUUACUUUUACAGACCAAAAUACCCUGAUUCCCCUGGGAGUAGAGAGAAAGAUAACCAGUAGGAUGGCCUGACUUAGUGUAUUCAUUCAACUGUUAUUUGGAGGCAGGAGGGAUGAAUUCAUAGUCCUAUCCUCCUAUGAUGAUGUUGGCUAACGCUUCUAGUUUAAAGGAAAAGACACAUUCAUUUACUGACAGAAAAGGUCUGCUUGAGCCAACCCUUGUGAAUUUUGAACUGAAUUCUAGCAAAUGUAUACCUGAUGAUACAUAUCCUGCUUAGAAUGCAUUUCUUCUUUGGCUUAAAUACCUACGCACAUAGAUCUAUGUGGAUAGACAACAACUUGUAUUUUUAUUACAGCAUUUUCAUCACCACUAGUUACCAGCAUCUUCCUGAAAUAUAAAUCCUAGAAACUGUCAUCCCCAAAUAACUGGGUUGAUAGUAAAAUCACACCCACUAUUUUAUGGGUAUCCAGAAGUGCAAGGCAGAGUGUAGAUCACUGCCACAGGAGUCACAUGUGGAAAUAAAAAAAAAAAAACCUUCUCCUGUUUCUGGGAACUAAAAGCAUUUCUGAUUGCCCCACCACCAGGGAUAAAAAGAUUUAUAACUUCAGCUUUGGUGAUGAGGAAGGAAGAGUAGAGGGCAGAGGUCUUGUUGGAGAGAAACUGUAGAGAGAACAGGAGAGAAAAGAAAACACAACACUCAAAUGGGAAAAGAGAAAGGGAAAGGGGCUCAUGGUGGUUGGGAUUCACCCUCCAUUUCUAUUUGAUAUGUAUCCCAUGUAAUUGAAUUGAAGGAUGCACGUGCUCAUCUUGUUUUGACUUCAUAUAGUAUUGCACAGUUUCAGUUCCGGUCACAAAUUUUGCUAUUGUAUAGACAUUUUGAAGAGACUAGACGAAGUGAGGGCUCAGAUUCUCCUUAGAUUCCUGUUAUCCCCUGUUCUCUUAACAUCCUUAGAGCACUGAAGGCUGGUUCUGGAAAGUAAGGCCUUCCUAGAUGUAAUGUGCACAUGGCACCACAAAAUUUGUUGCCCUUGGAGAAAGGUCCAGAGCCUUCAUGUUUCAUCCUAGGCAUUAGUUCAUUUAUUCAACAUACAUUUGUUUGGUAUAAUUAAUAUGAGUCCAUUUUAAUUAUUUGUGGCGAAGUUUGAGCUAGAGAGCUCUCAGUUACAAGGACUCUGAAAAUAACUUUCUAACAAAGGUGGUUAUGAGUCUGUUUGUUGCUCCAAGAAUGUUUCUCCAGUUUGCUGUUUUUUCCUUUUUUUCUUUAUUCUUCAAUAGAUCCUCUCCCAGCCCUGCUCCACACCUUCCCUAGAUCCAUUGCUCCUCUGUUUCCCUUCAAAAAAAAAAAAA
This is a messenger RNA of Arvicanthis niloticus (Nile rat), 3925 nucleotides long. It is a transcript of the gene Cybb, whose product is annotated as cytochrome b-245 beta chain. The record is from RefSeq and is a predicted model, not a curated record. Gene Ontology annotation, cellular component: NADPH oxidase complex; plasma membrane. Gene Ontology annotation, molecular function: superoxide-generating NAD(P)H oxidase activity. Gene Ontology annotation, biological process: superoxide anion generation; defense response. Lineage: Eukaryota; Metazoa; Chordata; Mammalia; Rodentia; Muridae.